Coccomyxa subellipsoidea C-169 is the source of this 675-nucleotide messenger RNA. RefSeq lists its product as hypothetical. Lineage: Eukaryota; Viridiplantae; Chlorophyta; Trebouxiophyceae; Coccomyxaceae. The coding region runs from base 1 to 675 and encodes 224 amino acids. The transcript is spliced from 4 exons. The record is from RefSeq and is a predicted model, not a curated record.
AUGGGCACAUCAUUGUCGCAGAAGGCCUUGAUGGCUGCAGCAGCUUUGAUCAUCUGCACUGCAGCAAGUGCAGAUACUGGCCCGGCCUUCAGCCUGUCUCUGUUGGGCAACAAUGCCGAAGUGGAUCUCUCCAAAGUGCUGGCCUCCUCCUGGACAGUCCCGAGCCUGUGUGCUGCCGCAACUUACACCCUUUCUGGCGCCUACUCCCUGGUGGGGGUCUGCACAGAUGACCCACCCUUCACAAUCACAGUCAGCGUUGAUGGCAACGCCAUCUACAGCCCCACAGGGCUGGCAGACAAUUUUACUGUGCCAAUCCCAGCCAGCAUCACUGAGCAACCAGGGAGCCACAUGUUUUCCAUUGUCUUCAGUGGAGGAACAUACAGCAACAGCGCCUCUUGCGCGGAUGUGCUCGGCUUUGGACUUCCAUCCAACAGUCUGAAGGUGUCGGUGGUCAACUGCACUGACACCUCAGCUACCGGCAAUCUUCCAGGCAGCACCGCGGCUGCAGCUGCAGGAGAUGCCGCCACGACCGCAGAGGGCGUUGACAUUUCUCCAGUCACCCUCUCCAAAACGAAUCUGCAAGACCGGUUGAUGGCACACAAGGUGCACAUUGAAGACAGUGUGGAGCGCGCAUCAGAAGCGGCAGCUGAGUACGUUCGGCAGCAGUUCGGCUAG